Diachasmimorpha longicaudata is the source of this 3431-nucleotide messenger RNA. RefSeq lists its product as uncharacterized. The record is from RefSeq and is a predicted model, not a curated record. Bases 1 to 3417 code for a protein of 1138 amino acids. NCBI's taxonomy places the organism in Eukaryota, Metazoa, Arthropoda, Insecta, Hymenoptera, Braconidae. Gene Ontology annotation, molecular function: zinc ion binding; nucleic acid binding. The transcript has a single exon.
AUGUCAACUACUGGAGCAAAUGGUAGUCGACGAUCGGAAUCGGAUUUCGAGUCUUACUCCAUUUCAGGGCAAGGGGUAAGAAGACAUCUGUUUAAUUCUGAUGGGAAUAUUAACGGGAAUGUUAAUGUGCAACGGAGAUAUAGCCGAUCUUUGCAUCAGAGCUUGUUGGCUAGUGGUAAUGCACAACAGGUCAGGGUUGACGUCCAUCGGGAAGAGGACGAUCUACCCGAGGAAUUACCCGGGGAGCAGCUGGCUAAUAGCACACGAGGGGUUGGAGGAGGAAACCAGCGAUCCUCUCUCCAAAAUCCUCCGAAUGUACCGGGAAAUCCGUUUGAGGAUUUGGAUGAGAUCCAGGAAGACGGGGCAAGGGAUGUGACGCCCAGACACGAGUACUCCACACCCAGUAACGUGUUUUACCGUACAGGGACAUUAGCGGCGGGGGGUUUCGUUCCUAGGGGCGAACGCCAUGGGGCGGACCAACCUCCCGAGGGGGUACGACCACUUCGGCGAACUGACGAGCUACGGGACUCAGUAGCAGAGUUGCGCGAAAAAAUGGCCGAAAUGGAGAUAGAGAGGCAAGCACAACAGGGGGAAAUGCAACGCCUCCUGGAUUCUGAGCGGCAGCGUCGAGAGGAAGCUGAAAAGGAGAAAAAUGAAGUUAGAGAUCUUUUGGCGGAGGCCUGGGCAGACCAAAACAUGCAGAAUAACCGAGCACCGGGGAGUGCAUACCUUGAUCUGAAGGGCGCACUUCAAAUGGUACGUUGUUUUGCUGGGCAAGAUUCAGAUAAACUAGAUGGGUUUCUGAAAUCAGUGACUUCCGCUAGGGAAUUGAUAUAUCCGGAAUAUCAGGAUUCGCUCCUAAAGGGUAUUCUGGGAAGUAAAUUUGAAGGUACUGCUUUGAAACAAUUGAAGUAUCGAACGAUCACCUCAUUUCAACAGCUGGAGGAGGAAUUGCGAUCACUUUUCGGAAAAGCGAAAAGUCUGGUCGGACUUCAAGCAGAAUUUAGCAGAAUACAGCAAAAGGAGAAUGAAAGUGUUUCUAAAUAUGUCGCACGCACGGAGGAGGCCACCCUUGAUUUAUUGAAUGGCUUACUGAGUCUACACGUUGGUUUCACGGAGGUAGAAAAGGUAGCCGCUAAAACCAUUCUAAUGUCUCUGGCUAAACUUAUGUUCGAACAGGGAUUGCGAGGGCAGUUGCAGAUUUUGGUGCGAGCCCAUAAUUUCAAGACACUCCACGAGUCCUGUGCAGGAGCCGUAGAUUUGGAGAAAACCAUCUCUGGCCCUCAGAAAGGGAAGCAUUUUGAGGUGCCUCAAAGGAACUCCAGUGGCGGGAAUAGAGUUUCUAUGGCCCGGCAAUCCACUGGGAAUUGCUUCAGCUGCGGACAAUCAGGUCAUAUUGCAAAAGAUUGUCGCAAUCCGCAGGCAGGUCAACGCAAAUCGUUGCCGGUUGCGUCAGAGCGACGUAGCGUCAACGCAUUCGGCGCUGUAUGUAAACAUUGCCGGUAUGCGGGUCAUGAGGCCGCUGAUUGCCGUAAGUUAAAGAAGAAAUUGGGAAUAUCUGACUCGCAGAGAAUUCCUGCGGAGCUCGUGAAGUCUCAUUUUGCAGGUAAGCGGAAUAAUAAUUCGGGUACCGACAGCAGUAACCUAGAUCCAAAAAGGAGGGUUGAUAAGUCUGAUGAGGGGAAAAUUAUGCCUGUCGGAGCCUAUCAAGUUAUGAUGGUAAAACCUACACGGCAAGGGGGGAGUUUCCAGGGAAACAAAACAACGAUGAUAAAGCCAGCACUGCAGGGGGAAAUAAAAUCACAGAUUUUACUCACUGCGCUGGAGCUGGAGCUGCCAACCAUGUUCUUGGCAGAUUCCGGAGCGAAGAUUUCCUUAGUGAGGGUGGACAAGCUGACGGAAGGGGUUGAGAUUUCCCCGAGAAGCCGAAUCUUGAGGGGGAUUUCAAAUCAUGACGUCGCCACCCUGGGUGAGGUUAUUCUUCGGUUGGAAAUUGGUAAUAGAUGUCUGGGACAUACGUUUCAGGUCGUUCCUGCGAAUUUUCCUUGCCUUGGGGGGAUUUUAGGCGAAGAUUUUCUGUCUUCACCUACGUUGAAGGUGGAAACAGUCCAUGGGAAGGCGUUGGUGAUCAAUGGACAUCCGUUCGAGCUGUUCCAGGAUCAAACACCCACGAAAAUCGGGGCUAGAAGUGAGGUAUUACUAACGGUACCCACACGAAGCAGCGGAACUGGUAUCGUCCGGAAAAACCAACUGGCGAAGGGCGUCUUCAUGGGGGAGUGUCUCACGAAGGCAGUAAAGGGUCAAGUACUCGUUUGUGUGGUGAAUACGAACGACAACGAUGUGUUCAUCAAUCCACCGACGGUUAAACUGGAAUCGCUGCCGUCGGGGGAAAUAAUUAUGAUGCUGAGGGAUGCCGAGAGGGGCGAGGUGAAAGACCGCAUCAAAUUAUUGCGAGAGAAUCUGAGGAUUGAGCACCUAAAUCAGGAGGAGAAAUAUUCCCUUCUGGAAAUCUUGGAGGAAUACAACUCCAUCGUACAGCUACCAGGAGAUCCUCCUGGAGCUACAGAUCAUCUGAAGCAUGAGAUCCCAUUGAAACCGGGGACAGCGCCUAUUAAUGUCAGGCCUCAUCGGUUACCAGAAUCACAGAUGGAGGAGGUGGAUCACCAGGUCAAGGAGAUGUUGCAGAAUGGAAUCGUGCGUCCAAGCAAAAGCCAGUGGAAUGCGCCUUUGCUUGUGGUUCCUAAAAAAAUGGAUGCGUCAGGGAAGGUCAAAUUCCGCGUUGUGGUAGAUUUCCGACGCUUGAAUGAAGUCACGGUUGGUGAUUCAUUUCCAUUGCCCAAUAUAUCCGAUAUACUGGAUCGAUUGGGAAAUGCCAAAUAUUUCUCAACUCUGGAUUUGGCCUCGGGAUUUCAUCAGAUUCCUGUAAGGGAAGAGGAUAGGUGUAAAACUGCCUUUUCCACACCAUAUGGGCACUACGAGUUCUGUAGAUUGCCUUUCGGGGUUAAGGGCGGGCCUGCAACUUUCCAAAGGCUCAUGAAUUCUGUCCUGGCUGGAGUACAGGGAAUUCGGUGUUUCGUCUAUCUGGAUGACAUCGUGAUUUUUGGACCGGAUCUACAGGAGCAUAAUAAAAGGCUGAGGGAGGUACUGCAGUGCUUGAAGGAAGCGAACCUGAGACUUCAACCUGAUAAGUGCAAUUUCUUGAGGAAGGAGGUGGUGUAUCUAGGACACAUCAUUACCAAGGAUGGAAUCAAAGCGGAUCCUAGUAAAAUAGAGGCAGUAGUGAAAUUUCCGGUACCACAGCACGAGAAGGAAAUUAUGUCCUUCCUAGGAUUAGCGGGGUAUUAUCGGAAGUUCAUCAGAGACUUUUCAAAAAUUGCUAAACCCUUGUCUGAAUUGUUGAAAAAGGACAUAACUUAGACUUGGGGGGAGAG